This is a messenger RNA of Peromyscus leucopus (white-footed mouse), 1788 nucleotides long. RefSeq names its product solute carrier family 41 member 2-like. The record is from RefSeq and is a predicted model, not a curated record. The transcript is spliced from 8 exons. Gene Ontology annotation, biological process: monoatomic cation transport. Lineage: Eukaryota; Metazoa; Chordata; Mammalia; Rodentia; Cricetidae. Gene Ontology annotation, molecular function: monoatomic cation transmembrane transporter activity. Gene Ontology annotation, cellular component: plasma membrane.
AGGUGCCCCUGUGAAGGUGUCCCUGUUUGGGAAGGUGAUGGCCAUCGUUGUCUGAGUUAGACCUGCCUCAGUGUGGGAGCGGUCCUGUGUCACUCGUCUCUCCACCUAAGGAGAUUGAAUCUCUCUCUGAAACUUCUGAAUGUUUUUUUUACUAGUGGGAACAUUUUCUACACAGCAAAGCUGAUGGCUUAAUUUUGGCAAGUGCUGGUGUGGCUUUGGUUCUGCUGUGCUUCACGAAGCUUGAGUCUGAAGGAUACAGGGCUUUCUGGGAUGACAAUAUGACUCACAGUAAAGGAAGAUCUGUCACUCACAAGACAAGUGGCAGUCCAGACACUGGAGGAGGCUUUGUAGACUGGACUUUAAAUUUCAACACAAUUCAAUCGGACAAGUUUUUAAACUUGCUUUUAAGCAUGGUGCCAGUCAUUUACCAGAAGAACCAGGAAGACAGGCAUAAAAAAUCAAAUGGCAUUUGGCAGGAAGGAUUGUCAGGUGCAGCGCAGACCUUCGGCAAGAGAUCAGAGCCACAUCUGGACUACCACGAGUUCUCAGAGCAGGCUUUCCACGGCGGCAGCGGGCACGCUCCAGCCAGUUGCAGCCCCAAGUAUGACGACUACGCCGGCUAUAACUACUAUGAUGGGAGGGAGGCUUCGGAAACCACCGCCAUGCUACAGGACGAAGAUCUGUCCAGUGAGGGCGAUGAUGUUAUUGUGGAAACAAACCAGAAGCUACCGAGGUAGUCCAGCGGCAUCAUGGCUCUGCAGAUACUCGUGCCGUUCUUGCUGGCUGGGUUUGGAACAGUUUCUGCCGGCAUGGUUUUGGACGUAGUACAGCACUGGGAGGUGUUCAAGAACGUGACCGAAGUCUUCAUCUUAGUCCCUGCACUUCUUGGUCUCAAAGGGAACUUGGAAAUGACACUGGCUUCGCGGUUAUCCACUGCGGUAAAUGUUGGGAAGAUGGACUCACCCAUUGAAAAGUGGAAUCUAAUCAUUGGCAACUUGGCUUUAAAGCAGGUCCAGGCCACAGUGGUUGGUUUUUUAGCGGCCGUGGCAGCGAUCAUAUUGGGCUGGAUUCCAGAAGGGAAAUAUUACCUCAGCCAUUCCAUCCUUCUGUGCUCUAGCAGUGUGGCAACCGCCUUCAUUGCGUCGCUUCUGCAGGGAAUAAUAAUGGUUGGAGUUAUCGUUGGCUCAAAGAAGACAGGCAUAAACCCUGACAACGUGGCUACACCCAUUGCUGCUAGUUUUGGUGAUCUGAUAACUCUUGCCAUAUUAGCUUGGAUAAGUCAGGGUUUGUACUCCUGUCUUGAGACAUAUUAUUACAUUUCGCCAUUAGUUUGUGCCUUUUUCUUGGCCCUGACACCUAUCUGGAUUAUAAUAGCUGCCAAACACCCAGCCACCAGGACAGUGCUCCACUCGGGCUGGGAGCCCGUCAUAACAGCCAUGGUCAUAAGCAGCAUUGGGGGCCUUAUUCUGGACACCACUGUAUCUGACCCAAACUUGGUUGGGAUUGUUGUUUACACACCAGUUAUCAACGGUAAGACUUGACGGUACUGCCUCAUGAUGACGUCACUGUUAGGGGCCCCCGUGUCUUCCUGCUCCAUCCAUUUCUUCCUUCAAACUCAAGAUGUAGCUCAGAGUGGACAUUCUCUUCCCGGUCUCAGUACAUAAAACACUUCUGGAAAAGAGCUGUUGCUCAUUCAUUUUUGUUACAUGUUUUUUUGACAGGCAUACCUAACUUUUAAGGUUAAUGUGACAAAAUACAGUAUUUGGGUUCUGAGUUGUCCGUUCCCUU